AUGGCUGCUCUUGCAACCAUGUGCCGUAGUAUUGAGUCGUCGCAUGAUCGAGAUGUAAUUCUGGAACCGUUGAGCAUUUUAAAAAACGUUUUACCUGUUCAACCAGCACCGGUACUGUUACCGAGUGAUUCUACGUCCUCACCACUAAAAAGCACACGUCUGGCCGGACAGUUGAUAUCGUGUUUUGUCGUUGGAGGUGAGUGUCGUCUUUGCUUGCCUCAGUUUUUGGCUAUGGUAUUGCCUAAUGUUAACGAUGCUAUAAUACAGAAGGUGAAUAGUGAUCUGCAAAUCCACACAGCUAUCGCAACGCCGACACAAAUGAAGUCGUUAAAAAUUUCUGGAAUUUUACCACCCGGUGCCAGUACCUGUAGUUUAAUCCGAAAGAGUGAUGCUGAAAGACUAGUAUCUCGGUUGUUACCACAGUCAAGUGGUCGCUUACAGAAUCCAAAGCUUCGUGAAGAAGGUGUUGCUGUUCGGCACGAUGGGUUUGGUGGGUGUUCCGGACUUCUGAUUCCAUCGCUUAUCGUUGACGAGUGCAGUGCUGCUAUUGAAUGCAGCGAAUGUAACUAUUUGUUUACUGGUGAAACGUUUGUCUCACAUACGCAUGGUACCAGUGAGCCAAGCCAGGUGUGCCACUGGGGUUUUGAUACAGCAAACUGGAGAUAUUAUAUAUAUUUGGCUGAUGAAGAUCACAGCACUGAAGACGAUCGACAGAAGUUACAGUUGUGCAAAAAUUUCAAAGAAAUCGAAGCGCAGAAGAAAAUAUCUGCCAUACUGAAUUCGCAGAUUCGGGCGCUUAAACGACGUAAUGAUACGAAGGUACAUAUUAGUAUUUCUUUAAAAUAG
Messenger RNA from Enterobius vermicularis (human pinworm), 846 nucleotides. The record is from the annotation of a GenBank genome assembly. Lineage: Eukaryota; Metazoa; Nematoda; Chromadorea; Rhabditida; Oxyuridae.